GCCCUCGCCGCCUCUUGCUUUCUUAUAACCCCGACGAGCAAUCGGAGGAAGAAGAGGACACUGCGUUCUUGGAACAGAGAACAGAGGAGAGAGAGAUGGAGAGAUCUCAGAUCUGGUUUGCUGUCGGAACCCUAACCAUGGGUCUGCUCUUUGCCUCCGCCCUCGCUGACGGCGACGUCGUCGUCCUCACUGAGGCCAACUUCGAGAAGGAGGUUGGCCAGGAUCGCGGCGCCCUCGUCGAGUUCUACGCGCCUUGGUGUGGGCACUGUAAGAAGCUUGCCCCUGAAUAUGAAAAGCUUGGCUCAAGCUUUAAGAAGGCUAAAUCUGUUUUGAUUGGAAAGGUGGACUGCGAUGAACACAAGAGUUUAUGCAGCAAGUAUGGGGUUUCAGGAUACCCAACAAUUCAGUGGUUUCCCAAAGGUUCCCUUGAACCAAAAAAAUACGAAGGCCCACGAACUGCAGAAGCACUUGUUGAGUUUGUGAAUACCGAAGGAGGAACAAAUGUGAAGUUGGCGACUGUUCCCUCCAAUGUAGUUGUUUUAACUUCGGAGACAUUUGACCAAAUCGUCCUUGAUGAAACAAAAGAUGUUCUUGUGGAAUUCUAUGCACCAUGGUGUGGUCACUGCAAGCAUCUUGCUCCUACUUAUGAGAAGGUAGCCAAUGCAUAUAAAUUGGAAGAGGAAGUUAUCAUAGCUAACUUGGAUGCUGACAAAUACAAGGAUUUAGCAGAAAAAUACGGAGUAAGUGGUUAUCCUACAUUGAAGUUUUUCCCAAAAAGCAACAAAGGUGGUGAAGACUAUGAGGGUGGCCGCGAUUUAGAUGACUUUGUUAAAUUUCUGAAUGAGAAGUGUGGCACCAGUCGUGAUGCGAAUGGCCAACUUACUUCACAGGCUGGCAUUGUAGCAAGCUUAGAUGCUUUGGUGAAGGAAUUUGCGACUGCUUCAAAUGAUGCACGAAAAGCGAUUCUAUCUCAGAUGGAAGAGGAGGUUGGAAAACUAACAGGUUCUUCUGCAAGGUAUGGCAAGACUUACUUGAAGGCUGCAAAAAGCUGUAUCGAAAAAGGUGCUGACUAUGCUAAGAAGGAAAUCGAGAGGCUGCAACGCAUGUUGGAAAAGUCGAUUAGUGCUUCCAAGGCGGACGAGUUCAUCAUUAAGAAGAACAUCCUGUCUACUUUUGCAGCUUAAGCUGAUGGAGGCAUCUAAGAUUUUUCUGUGUCAACUAGAGGGGAUACUUUUACUAUGGGGAAUAGGGUUCUUCAUGUUACAGACUCCACUUGUUAAUGAACUUAUCUUUUUGACUUAGCGUCCGAUCUUGUUAUUGAUAUCAUUACAAUUCAACUGAUCUUGUUUGUCA
This is a messenger RNA of Musa acuminata subsp. malaccensis (wild Malaysian banana), 1353 nucleotides long. Its product is annotated as protein disulfide isomerase-like 2-2. Gene Ontology annotation, cellular component: endoplasmic reticulum. Gene Ontology annotation, molecular function: protein disulfide isomerase activity. Lineage: Eukaryota; Viridiplantae; Streptophyta; Magnoliopsida; Zingiberales; Musaceae. The record is from RefSeq and is a predicted model, not a curated record. Gene Ontology annotation, biological process: protein folding.